AUGGCUUCUUCCAAAAACACUGAAUCUUGUUCCCUGCUGUAUGAGAUGGCUUCUUUGCUCAACAUUUUGGGGCUGUCUUUGUGGCUUUUCUUGGCGGCAUGUCACUCUUCCAGAAAAGCAGUAGUCUCCCCAAACUCCACUUUCACCACUUUGGUCAUUGAUGGUUCAGUUUCAAUUGCAACCCCUGAUGACAACUUCAUCUGUGCUACAUUGGAUUGGUGGCCUCCUCAGAAAUGUGACUAUGGCACCUGCAGUUGGGGAAAUGCUUCUCUUCUCAAUCUGGAUCUCAGCAAUAAGAUUCUUCUUAAUGCCGUCAAAGCUUUUUCUCCCUUGAAAAUUAGACUUGGCGGAACACUGCAAGAUAAGGUGAUAUAUCAAACCACGGCAGAAGAUGCUAAUCUACUUCAGCAGCGACCGUGCAACCAGUUUAGCAAGAGCACGGACAUGUUUGGUUUCACUGAAGGAUGCUUAGCCUUGUCCCGAUGGGACCAACUCAACAGCUUCUUCAAAUCAGCAGGGGCUGAGGUCAUUUUCGGACUAAAUGCAUUAUAUGGAAGAACAAUCGAUUCAGGAAACAAUGCUUUGGGACCUUGGAACUCCAGCAAUGCUGAAUCUCUCAUAAGAUACACAGCACAGAAGAAUUAUCCUGUUUAUGGCUGGGAACUUGGGAAUGAAUUGAGUGGGAAUGGAAUCGGGGCAAGUGUAGCAGUUGAUCAAUAUGCAUCAGAUGUGAGUACUCUUCAAAAUAUAGUGCAAGAUGUCUACAGCAGCUCGGAGUUCAAGCCAUUAGUACUUGGUCCUGGAGGGUUUUUCGAUGCCGGAUGGUUUUCCAAGUUCAUCAGUGAAACCUCCAACUCUCUCCAAGUUGUUACACAUCACAUUUACAAUCUUGGUCCAGGUGUGGACGAUCGCCUAGUGGACAAGAUACUUGAUCCAUCAUAUCUGGAUGGUGGAUCACAGCCAUUCAUAGAUCUUCAAGGGAUUCUUCAAAGUUCAGGAGUUAAAACAAAAGCAUGGGUUGGUGAAGCUGGAGGAGCUUAUAACAGCGGGCGUAAUCUUGUUACGAACACUUUCGUCUUCAGCUUCUGGUACUUGGACCAGCUUGGCCUGGCUUCAUCUUAUGAUACUAAAGUUUAUUGCCGGCAGACACUGAUUGGAGGCAACUAUGGUCUACUCAAUACCACUACAUUUGUCCCAAAUCCUGACUACUACAGUGCUCUUCUCUGGCAUCGUUUGAUGGGAAUAAAUGUUCUCUCAACCAAAUUGACUGCAAUAAAGAAUCUACGAGCUUAUGCACACUGCUCAAAACUCUCUCCUGGAAUUACUGUGCUCUUCAUCAAUCUAGAUGGCAGUACAACUAUCCAAAUUGGACUUAGAGUUGAAAAUGCAACCAUCACAAACAAACCCAUCUUAAGGCGCAAUGGGAAUUUCACAAGGCUCAAAGUGGAAUCUAACAUGAGAGAAGAGUACCAUCUUACCCCAAAAGAUGGUGAUAUACAUAGCCAAACUGUGCUCCUCAACGGAAAAGUACUUACCAUAGAUCGUUCUGGGAACAUCCCUCCUCUGAAACCAGUUAAAGUAAACCCAUUGUCCCUAGUGACAGUUGCUCCUUUCUCCAUUGUGUUUGCUCACAUCCCCAACAUUCUUGUUCCUGCUUGUAAAGUAUAG
Molecule: messenger RNA, 1668 nt
Organism: Oldenlandia corymbosa var. corymbosa
Lineage: Eukaryota; Viridiplantae; Streptophyta; Magnoliopsida; Gentianales; Rubiaceae
Source: the annotation of a GenBank genome assembly